AUGCACCAAGCAGCAAGAGCCAUACCAUUCUCUGCUAAAAAGAAAAAGGCUCAGCUGCAAGAUAAACGACAGCGUAAACGGGACAAGGUAGCAGUUUCAAACACUCCAGUAUCAGAUACUUGUGGUGUGUGCAAAGAUACACUUUUAAACCGUGUGGAUAGAGAUGACACAUACAAUGAGGAACAGAAGGAGAGAGAGAGAGAGCCGGAUAGAUCCACUGAUUACAGUGAUGGAAGAAACAGUGAAGGACACCCAUUGCAGCAGUCUCGACAAGACUCGCAUGGAUGCAUACCGACACAGACGGCUGGGACUGUCUCGCAUCCACCAGUCUCUGCCCACAGCAGCAUCUAUUGUUGCAGAGUUACGAGCAGACAAGAACACCUGCAAAAAGAGUCGAGCGAAUCAAUACAAGAAUCAAAGGAGAUUGAGUCGGUCGAUGCUAGGAGCGCUGCUCAUUGUCAUAGUCCUGCUCGCAAUAGUUCGGGUCGUAAUGCAUCUCAUGUCCAUCAAGAGCAAACUCGAACAAAAAUAACUCCAUGCAUAUCGUCUACUGACAGUCGGAUUCCUUAUAGCUCCAAAGCAAGUCAUUUCGAAUCCGUGUUUGCCAAGGUCGAGCUAGAUGCCAUUCAAGCAAUGCGAUUGGCUUCUCAAUCUCCAAUCACUCCAUUGCCGCAGACUGUACUGGAAAUUGGGUUUGAAGAUCUCUAUCCGUCAGGCGAUAUGAUCGACUUUCCUAAGCGGCCACAUUGGAAUCAUAGCGACUCGAAAGAAACACUAGAAAAGCGUGAAUCUGAAUACUUCAAAUGGUGGCUUGAUGGGGUUAAUCGUAGAUUUGAUCCAGACAGCUUGGGAUACUUUGAACAGAAUCUUGAGGUAUGGAGACAAUUAUGGCGAGUAGUAGAAGUAUCAUUCACGACAUCCCAUUCUACAUUUCCCACCAACCCUGUACAACUAUAUCGUAGUGGAAAUGAAGCGUACUCUUAUAUUGGUGUUCAACAAGUACCUGCACCAAUAUUGGCUGCAUGGAAAGAAUACUUUCAGAAUCGGUACUCUGGUAUCCACAUUGUAGAGUUUAGCUGCUACUCUCGUGAUGUGUUUAAUGUUCAAGACUCAAUGCAAGGUACUCUAAUAAAAGGAAAGCAGCCAAAGUCGAAACGAUACGCACAUGCAGUUGGUGCACUUCAAAUCAUUGAGGAAUGUAGCAAAGUCAAAUUUGACAAAAACGGAAUUGAAAUUAAUUGGGCAGAGUUGAUGGAUCAAAUGCAAAAAGAUAUUAAUAAACGGGAAAAGCAGGCAAGCGAUGUUAUUGAACGCAAAGAAUGUACAGAAAGCUUUUUGGGGCGAUCGAGACGAAGACAGCAAGUUCCUAAAAGUGUAUCUAUUACUUGCAUCCAAGAUACAGAUAUUGAGAAUGAUGCUAGUAAAAGCAAAGAAUCAUUUCAGCUAGAUUUGGGUCAGGAGAAUCAAAGUAUUUCAGAAAGUAUUACUUCUCGAGCCGAUUUGAUUACGAUUGGAUUGGUUGGCCAUCCAAACGUAGGAAAAUCGUCCUUGAUUAAUGGUAUAAUGGGUCGCACGGUAGUACCGACGUCAAAAACACCAGGACAUACUAAGCAUUUUCAGACACUACACCUAAGCAAACGGAUCCGUUUGUGUGAUUGUCCUGGAAUAGUGUUUCCGCUAAAGAUAUCUAAACCUGCUCAGAUUCUAGCAGGAAUGUAUCGAAUUGCACAAGUUCGAGAGCCCUGUUCCGUCAUAUCAUAUCUGGCUGAGCGAAUCCCCAUUCCGGACAUUUUGCACUUGAAACCACCUGCAUAUGCCACUUUUGACAAGAGCAUCAACAAAACUUUAGCUCAAUCUCAAGCAACGUUUCUCUGGAGUGGUUGGACAAUCUGUGAAGCAUUUGCUAUUCAACGAGGAUUCCUGACUUCAAAAACUGCAAGACCCGAUGUACACCGCGCUGCCAGCAUGCUACUUGGUAUGGUCAAUUAUGGAAAGUUGCUUCUUGUUUAUCGCCCAUCCAACUUUUCGUCCAUGCAUAUAAAUCUGGAUUUUCAGAAUUGGCAGAAGCUUCAUCAUACAUCAGUAUCAAAUGCCUCUGGUUCAAAAGGUACCAGGAAUGGUGAUCUAUCCAAAGCAAAUGAUGCUCAAAGUCUCAUUGAAUGUAUACACGAGACACAAGAUGAAGCAAGCCCAUGCACUCAAUCCAUUGCUCAUUUGAAUUCUUUUGCAUUUUUAACCGAUACAACUGAAUAG
Messenger RNA from Batrachochytrium dendrobatidis JAM81, 2253 nucleotides. RefSeq lists its product as uncharacterized. Lineage: Eukaryota; Fungi; Chytridiomycota; Chytridiomycetes; Rhizophydiales. Gene Ontology annotation, molecular function: GTP binding; GTPase activity. Bases 1 to 2253 code for a protein of 750 amino acids. The transcript is spliced from 9 exons. The record is from RefSeq and is a predicted model, not a curated record.